GAAAGUGGUGGUGACGUGAACACGCUGUUUUCUGGAAAACUACGUGUUACGAAAGAUGAAAAUCCGUACUUUCACCUGACUCCUGGCCGAAGAAAAUAUUCUAGAACAGUUAGCCAACUCGAUGCCACCGGCAACCACUUAGUUUAUUUACACGGCGAUCGUGUAAACGAAUGCCCGAUGAAUGUAAAAUUUGGAAAAUAAACAACACAGAUAGAGAGCAGUGCGACGACGAUAAAAAAGUUAGAUGGUUUUCCACUGGACGGUUGCUAGUAAGUGUCGCAGUGAUGUUCGUGACAAUCCCGAAAAGGAAGAAGAAAGUUAAAGAAGAGGGACAUGUUCGUUUUUUUAUCGAUUCUCGUUUUGGGUUAUUUUCGAUACACGGUUUCUGGAUACGUAGAAAUAGUUGAAAUAACAGGCUGCCACACCUGCAGAUUGAUGUUAACCUGUCGAAGUUUGAACUCCAUCAUCGCCAUUCUCGAUUACAAUUUUGUCGAAGACAUCGUUGACGAAUCUGCGAAUGCAGGAGACCUUGCAGGAAACAGCAGCAUUAGUUUCGCUCCUGCUUACCCCAGGGAUAUACUGAAUCAAAGAUGUUCCGGUUUAAACCUUUGUAGUUUUAUAUUAUCAGAAGACUGCCCUGGUUCGGAAAUUUUCGGCCCAGGAAAUAUAACAAUAAAGUAUGCCUGUGUUACUGAAGACAGGAUCAAGAAGUACUGCAACAGCGACAUAGUCCUGCCGAGCGAAUACACAAAGGACGGUUCGGAAGGAUUCAUUCACAAUCCUGGCUAUCCGAGAUUCUACUCCGGACACAAGGACUGUCGGUGGAGGAUCACCGGAAACGCUGAACAAAGGAUUCGAGUCACGAUCCUGGACAUUUCCCUUAUCGUCGACAACGUGGAAUGCACGGAUGUCCUCGAAAUAANUUUUCUAAUCAUGUUAAGAUAA
Messenger RNA from Leptinotarsa decemlineata (Colorado potato beetle), 945 nucleotides. RefSeq lists its product as uncharacterized. The record is from RefSeq and is a predicted model, not a curated record. Lineage: Eukaryota; Metazoa; Arthropoda; Insecta; Coleoptera; Chrysomelidae.